Messenger RNA from Myotis lucifugus (little brown bat), 2587 nucleotides. It is a transcript of the gene HAUS5, whose product is annotated as HAUS augmin like complex subunit 5. Gene Ontology annotation, cellular component: HAUS complex; centrosome. Lineage: Eukaryota; Metazoa; Chordata; Mammalia; Chiroptera; Vespertilionidae. The record is from RefSeq and is a predicted model, not a curated record. Gene Ontology annotation, biological process: centrosome cycle; spindle assembly.
AUGGAGUUAGUGCGGGAAGCGCGGGAACUGGUUUGCUGGGCUACGGAAGAGAUGGAGGCGCCCGAGGCUGCCCGCCCCGAGUCGACGCUGCGCAGGCUGUGUCUGGGCCAGGGGGCUGACAUCUGGGCCUACGUCUUACAGCAUGUGCGCAGCCAGAGGAAUGUCACGAAGAUCCGGGGAAACCUACUCUGGUAUGGCCACAAAUACAGUUCAGAGGCCUGUCGGAAGUCGGAGCUGGAAGCUGCCGUUGCCCACCUGCGGGCAGAGAUCCAGGAGUUAGACCAGAGCUUGGAGCUGAUGGAUCAAGAGACCGAGGCUCAGGACAUGGCCAUGGAGCAGGUAUUGCAGAGCAUGCACGACACCCAGCGGCAUGCUCUCCUCCUUCGGGCCCAAGCUGGGGCCAUGAGAAGGCAGCAGCGUGGACUCCAACAUCCCAUGCAGUGGCUACAGAAUCAGCUCGGGCGCCUGCAGGACAUAGAAAGGAAGGCUAAAAUGGAUAUAACCUUUGGCCCCUUGACAUCGGCAGCCCUAGGCCUGGAGCCUGUGGUCCUGGGUGAUGUCCGAAGAGCCUGCACCCUCCGAACCCAGUUUCUACAGAACCUUCUGAUUCCUCAGGCCAAAGGAGGCAGCAUCCCAACCCCUCAAGAUGACCACUUUGGAACUUCCUACCAGCAAUGGCUUAGCUCAGUGGAGACACUGCUGACAAACCACCCUCCCAGCCACGUCUUGGCUGCCUUGGAACACCUGGCUACAGAACGGGAAGCAGAGAUUCGGUCCCUGUGCAGUCAGGACAGACUCCAAGAUACGAAGAUGGCCAGGUCCCAGGUACCAGAUCAGUCAGACUCCAACCAGGCCCUGCCGUCCGUGAUGCAUCUCAUCCAGGAAGGCUGGCAAACUGUGAGUGUGCUGGUCACCCAGCGGGGCCCCCUCCUGAAGGAGCAUCACAUCCUGACCCAGCGCCUGCGGAGCCUGUUGGAGGAGGUGGAGAGGUGUGCCCUGGGAGCCAAUGAGAGGCAGGCAUUGGUGCUGGGACUCCGGGGUUAUGGCCUGUGGGCAGAGCUCAAGGCCCUGUGUGCCCAUAGCCAGGAGCUGGAGGAGGCAGUUGGACGGCAACAGCUUCUGCUGCAGGAGCUACAGGCCAAACAGCAACGGAUCCUGCACUGGCGCCAGCUGGUGGGGGAGACACAGGAACAGGUCCGAUUACUCAUCAAGAGCAACUCAGCCAGCAAGACGCACCUGUGUCGGAGCCCUGGGGAGGUGCUUGCUCUGAUUCAGCGAAAGGUGGUCCCCACAUCUGAGGCAGUGGCACCACAGAGCCAGGAACUGCUUCGCUGUCUGGAGGAGGCGGCCCAAAAUCUGCCCCACCUUCUGCUGGGCACCCUGCUGCGGCACAGCCCUGGAGGGUUGCAGCCCCUGCCUACAGUCUUGCCGUCCAUCCACCAGCUACAUCCUGCGUCCUCAAGGGGCUCCAGCCUUAUAGUGCUUAGCCACAUUCUGGGGCUACCCACAGGGAAGGCUCCAGAGCUGCUCCUCCCAAAGGCUGCCUCGCUUCGCCAGGACCUUCUGUUCUUCCAGGACCAAUGUAGUCUCCGGUGCUGGGAUCUGCUCCAUAUGAAGAACAGCCUACCGCCAGGACCAUCCACCCAGGAGUUGCUGCAGAUCCAUGCAUCCCAGGAAAAGGAGCAGAAAGAGAAUCUGGGGCAGGCUCUGAAGCAGCUGGAGAACCUGCUGGAACAAGCCCUGGAGCGAAUCCCCAAGCUGCAGGGGAUUGUGGGGGACUGGUGGGAUCAGCCAGGCCAAGUCACCCUCUCGGGGGAGCUCUGCCAAGGCCUGUCCCUGCCCCAGUGGCGGUUACGCUGGGCCCAGGCCCAAGGCAUCCUGCAGCAGCUGUGCAGAUGAAGAGGACACAAACAGGAGUCAAGAGCCUCAUGUUUGUUCACCCCAACAUCUCACCUUCCUCAGUAUUAAAGAAAGCAUCACCUGGGUGUGUCGCCCAUUGUCUCCACCCACACCUGCCCUUCCCCUCAUAGGCUGUUCUGCUGCAUCCCACCAAAGCCAAGAGAAUGGGGUGCUCUAGACCCCACCCCAGGUCCCACUGAAACUCUUCUCUUCACCUUCAGCAAAGCAUAACUGAGCACCUGCUCUAAACACUAAAAGUCCCUGCUUUCAGGAAAUUGACAUUCUAGGAUAAGGAAGCUGACCACUGACAAGAUAAGCCAAAUAUCUAGUAUGUUGGAAGAUAAUGGCCAUGGAGAAAAAUAAAACAGGCUGUAGGAGGUGAAAUUUUAAAGAGGGCUACACAGCAAAGGUCACCCUCAGUAAAUGUGAGAGGCAUGCAAAGGCCCUGAGUCCAAAUGUGCUAGCAUGACAGCCAAAGAGAAAGUGCAGUUUAGGGUGGGGUAGGGGGAUUUAAGAAAUGAAAUUGCCUUCUAGUUUUUAUAUAGUUUCUUUUUUUACAUUGAAGUCUCUGAGCCAUUUGGAAUUUAUGCAAAUGGAUCCAUUUUUGUCUUACUUUAUAUAUAUUCCAAUAGUACUUAUUAAAAUAGGCCCUGGCCCGUGUGGUCAGUGGUUAGAGUGUUGGCCCGUG